CAGUCAGUACUCUGAGUCUAUUCAGUGCCUCUCGUUCUCACACCUUGCCAACAACGGGCAACCUGGUCCUCUCCUGUCCAGCUGUCCCAGAUCUCCAGUGGAGUGUGGACGUCGUUCUCUGCCUACCAACAUCCCCCCCCCCCCUUCUGCUUCUGACUCCGUCUGCCUGGCCUGGAACCAAAUGUGGAUGUCUUCCUCUUAGACCUACCCGUCUAUACCACGUCUAGACCCCCCCCCCUCCCCCCCCGUGCUGUGACUUUCUCUCUGUCUAUCUCGCCACCAUGCUGCCUCGCACCUCAGCCUUCCUCCUGCUCUCUCUCUGCCUCUCCUGGGGGAUGUCUGCUUCUCUGGUCAAGAACAUCACUCCUGAAGAGGAAGUCCCAGAAGCAGAAACCAUGUUGAAGGAUGACACCAUUGCUGCUGCUGCUGCUGCUGAUACCGAGGUCUUUGCUGCUGCUGUAGAUAUCCGGACGGAGGGCGAUACCGUGGUGGCAGAUAGCCUGGUUGUUGACGAUACGCCUGCUGCUGUAGAUAUCCGGGUGGAGGGCGAUACCGUGGUGGCAGAUAGCCUGGUUGUUGACGAUACGCCUGCUGCUGUAGAUAUCCGGGUGGAGGGUGAUUCCGUAGUGGCAGAUAGCCUGGUUGUUGACGAUACGCCUGCUGCUGUAGAUAUCCGGGUGGAGGGUGAUUCCGUAGUGGCAGAUAGCCUGGUUGUUGACGAUACGCCUGCUGCUGUAGAUAUCCGGGUGGAGGGCGAUACCGUGGUGGCAGAUAGCCUGGUUGUUGACGAUACGCCUGCUGCUGUAGAUAUCCGGGUGGAGGGCGAUACCGUGGUGGCAGAUAGCCUGGUUGUUGACGAUACGCCUGCUGCUGUAGAUAUCCGGGUGGAGGGCGAUACCGUGGUGGCAGAUAGCCUGGUUGUUGACGAUACGCCUGCUGCUGUAGAUAUCCGGGUGGAGGGUGAUACCGUGGUGGCAGAUAGCCUGGUUGUUGACGAUACGCCUGCUGCUGUAGAUAUCCGGGUGGAGGGUGAUACCGUGGUGGUAGAUAGCCUGGUUGUUGACGAUACGCCUGCUGCUGUAGAUAUCUGGGUGGAGGGCGAUACCGUGGUGGCAGAUAGCCUGGUUGUUGACGAUACGCCUGCUGCUGUAGAUAUCCGGGUGGAGGGCGAUACCGUGGUGGCAGAUAGCCUGGUUGUUGACGAUACGCCUGCAGUGGAGGAACCUGUAGAAGACACCCCAGUGGCCGACAAGCCUGUUGCCGAUUCCGUUGUAGCUGGGGCAUUUGUAGCCAAGGAACCAGUUGCGGACUCCCCUGUUGCUGAUGCUCCGCUAGUAGACGCCCCUGUCAUGGCAGAUGAAGUCCCAGACACAGAGGCCCUCAUGGCGGACAUGCCACUGGUGGAAGACACGACUUACAUGGAUCUGGAGGCCCUGAUAACAGAAGCCGUGAUUAAAGAGUUGUCUGCCCAGGUGGAGGAGGAAGACCUCGCUAAAGAGACCGAGAUUCAGGACGCCAUCUUGAAAGAUUUGGCUGACCAGGAGGCCCUUGAAAAAGCGAUUGAGCCCAUUGAAGAGGAGGCAGAAGCAGAAGCUCCAGCGGAGGAUCCAGCCAGCCCUGUGCUACUUGGCGUCGAAGCCCAGGAAGAGGACUCUGACUGGGGCUUGGUUUCCAUCAGAGAGCGCCUCCAGGCAGCCAAUGGAUACUUUAACUCCCUGGUGGAAUUUAUGGGGGGACGUAAUGGAUUGUGUCAGUACAAAUGCAAAUACGGUAAGACACCUGUGCAUCGCAUUGGUUAUGUGACCCCAGAGCCCAAUGGUUGCAGCUCUGACCUCCUAGGAUUCCAGGUACCAGAUAGUUUUGACAUGGGCAUCCCAGCCAUGACUCAGUGCUGUAACCAGCUGGACAGUUGCUAUGACACCUGUGGCUCCAACAAAAACCUCUGUGAUUCCAAGUACCGCUCGUGUCUCCACGCUAUUUGCUCUGACCUGAAGAAGAGCCUGGGGCUUGUGUCAAAGGUCAAAGCCUGUGAGUCUGUAGCAGAUGCUCUGUACAACACAGUGUGGACGCUGGGCUGCAGAUCCUUCAUGAACAGCCAGAGGGAAGCAUGUUACUGUGAGAGAGAGGAGAGGGACGAGCUGUAGAGGACCAGGCUGGGACACAACACUACCCAACACAACACAAGACCAACCUGGGACACUACACUACCCAGCACUAGACCAACCUGGGACACUACACUACCCAGCACUAGACCAACCUGGGACACUACACUACCCAGCACUAGACCAACCUGGGACACUACACUACCCAGCACUA
This is a messenger RNA of Salmo salar (Atlantic salmon), 2316 nucleotides long. RefSeq lists its product as uncharacterized. Gene Ontology annotation, cellular component: extracellular region. Gene Ontology annotation, biological process: triglyceride homeostasis; cholesterol homeostasis; phospholipid metabolic process. Gene Ontology annotation, molecular function: A2-type glycerophospholipase activity; calcium ion binding. NCBI's taxonomy places the organism in Eukaryota, Metazoa, Chordata, Actinopteri, Salmoniformes, Salmonidae. The record is from RefSeq and is a predicted model, not a curated record.